Owenia fusiformis is the source of this 1038-nucleotide messenger RNA. Lineage: Eukaryota; Metazoa; Annelida; Polychaeta; Sabellida; Oweniidae. The record is from the annotation of a GenBank genome assembly.
GACGUCCAUACAUUCGAAUUUAAAACGCAAACGGUCGUCAAAUGACUCUGCAUCAGUUAACGCCGUUCCAGCAAAACGUCCAGCUCCCAACUCCACACCUCCUAGCUCUAACUGUAAAAUAGUUCCUGCGGAAAAAAGGUUUCGACACCCCAUGAGGAGGCAGGAACUUACGGCAUCUCAAGCGAAAGAGGUGGAGGAGGCGAUGAGGAUCAUAAUGAAUGACACCUCCAGUGUGAACAGUGAUACAGUAGAUGCAGAACCUUUCAUCCAAAUUGAAUCAGAGGAAAUCGUUGAUGACAAUCAAUGCGUGAGUGUUCCACAUGAUCAAGUUGAAUCUAAACAAGUUGAAUCUAAACAACCCGCAACCAUACAGGUGCAUUCAGAUAACCCUCCAUCGAACAACCAUAGAAAAAGUGUAAAAUCAUACAAAUGCAGAACCUGCCGUCAAACUUUCACGAAUAGGAGAGAUCUCCACAGACAUAGACUCAAAAACCAUUUUCAGUCGGGUGGAAAGCUUCACGAGAUGCCAUGGGAAAGUCUGGAAGAAGCACCAUGGGUCCGUGAAGAUGGAACAAUAGAUACAUCCCUCCAAGAGGAGUAUGAGGAUAAUAGAGGACUCAUACUCCAAGAAAAUAGGGUAUCUGACAUAUUUUCCGUUUACAACUUCCCAGUGUCUAGCUCAUUCACUAAUAAUGAUGUUAUAAAUUUUUUUGAAUUUAUUUUAAGUGAACAAGAACAUAGUUUUAAAGUCAACAUUGCUGUCUCAAUGAUUCUGAGACACAGGGAAACAGGCAGGUACAGAUACUUUAACGCGGGGCCCAAUGUGUAUCAAUUUGAUCAACCCUUUUUAGUGCAUGACAACGACAGCAUAACUAAUUUUAAGGAAAAAAUUAUGGAAUUAACAUUAGAAUCGUUCACACAAAAACUAAAAGAAGAUACUAAAUGGGAUGCUGUGCUUGUCACGAAUAUCAGUUUUGUUGUGUAUGGUUUAAACUAUGUUAUCGGGUCUAAACCUGUUGUCCUUCCAGAUCACAUCAA